This is a messenger RNA of Paramecium sonneborni, 276 nucleotides long. Lineage: Eukaryota; Ciliophora; Oligohymenophorea; Peniculida; Parameciidae. The record is from the annotation of a GenBank genome assembly.
AUGAUUUUAGAAAAUAUUUAGAAGGAAUAGGAUUUAUAGGAUAAUGAUAUGGUAUAAAAAAUUUUGGAAGCCUUUUAAGCCUGUAUAAAAAGGAUCUAAUGGAAGAAAUAAAAGUUUCAAGAGUUAAAAGAUCAAAUGAGGAAGAAAAAUCUUAAAAUUAAAUUGUUUGAAAAUGGUAAUAAUUUCAUCAAUAAAUAAUAUUAUAGAUCAUGAUAAAGAACAUUAAAGAAGUAAAAGAAAUUAUCAAAUAUAGAAACGUAAAAUAAAGAAAUAUGA